GAGGGUGACUUCCCUGCGGUAUGGGAGUGGGUGGGCGUCAGGAGUGAGUGGUGGGUGUCGUCGCCUGCCUCGGAGUACAAAGUCCACCUCCGCCGCGCCGACAACAUGAGGUCGCCCCGCACUUCGCAGCCACCAGUGUCUGCCGGCUACAGCAGCAGCAGGAACCACAGUGGCAGAAGAAUGACCGAGGCUGAAACUCCAACGCAGCAGCAGGCGGCCAGCAGGGAGGGCCAAAAGCUGGCCGUGGCCGAUCUGCAGGCGGUGAAGUGGGUAGCUGCGCAGGGCGGCGUGCGGCGCUCCUACGACGCCCUGUCGCCGCGCUACAAGGCCCUGCGGCAGACCACCGUCCUCGGCUGGUUCAUCGUCUUCUACGAGUCCGUGGCGGUGUGGUGGUGGACGUUCCUGCACAACCUGCCGUGGCCGGAAGCGCUUCUCACCCUGCUCAGCGCCGUGGACACCCGCCUCGUGGCCCUCCUGGAGGCGACGCAGCAGAGGCUCGAGUGGUGGUGGGACGCGACUGGGGUGCGACUCAUGUGGCUUCGGGAAAGUAUCAUGAACUUCCUCGACAGCGCCCUCACCAGGAUCGACUCCUUCCUUCUCAAGGUCCAGGACUUGGUCAUCGCCAUCGUCACCUUCUUCCUCAAGCCGGUCGCCAACGUCUACAGACACGUUGUGCCGCCCACCAACCCCGAGGCAGCGGCACUCCAGCGGCUGAAGAACGACCAGGGGAGUGACGUGAAUGACGACGAGGAUACGGAGUUCGGCGACGAGUACCUGUCCGACGCCUCCACCGACUCCCGACGCAUCCUGAAGGGCGGCGCGCACGGCAUGUUUUUCGACCGCCAGGACACCACCGCCAUGGCCGAGGGCAAGUUCAGGGCGGCCAUGUACCGCAGGGUUAAGAAGGAGCUCCGCGUCAUGAGGAAGAACUCCGUCAGGCUCUCUUACGGCAUUGUAACGUACGCCAAGCAAAUGGUGGAGCCUCGAAUGCGACCCUACGCCGACUCUUUCCAGGCCUCAUGUCAAAAGUGGGCAAGGGAGCACGAGAUUCAGGAGAUGAUGAGGCCCCUGCAAGAGGAGUGGAACAGCAGCAAGCCGCCCCUCGCCAAGAUGCUGUCGCUCGUUCAGGCUCUCUGCGUCGUCUGCCUCGCCUUUUUGCUUCGUCUAGCGAAAGGAAAGAAGAGCCGUCGAACUCGGUCGAUGCGCUCCGAGAGUCUUCGCCGAAGGGCUCAAAAUCUAGCCUGCACCAACAACAGCCAGUUAUCUCUAAGCCCUACAGCCCUUCAGCAGUCAUCCGAGCCAGCGCCGUCUCGCCCCCUGGGAGUCCCGGAGACUCUCCCGGAGCCAGCCCUGAAGGAAGACGACGAGUAUUUGGACGGUUCUCCAGCAAAAGACAGCGCUCUGGGAAGUGAAGAUAACCGCUCCGACCAGCUGGACAGCGACCACACCAUCUCCCCCAUCGACGAGGAACACGACUCUGAGAACGACAAGAACGUCAAGAAGGCCCCGGAAAUUAACGGCCCAGGCGCACUGAGCAAAUGUACAAACUCGUGUGUGGCGAAAAAAGAUGGGCAUGUCUCCCCCAAGCAGAAGAAGGGCGUCACCAUCAUGGCCCCGCUCACGACGAACCACAACAGCCAAUGGAAAGCCAAUAAAACAAAGUGAUCACGAGAGUGGGUUAAGCUAAGUGCUAUCAUGUAAAAAGCUCUCCAUGUUUCUUUAUAUAAUGUAUUCCGUUACGUUCGUCCGUAUCCGCCCUCGGCGUCAGCAGAGCUGCUUGCUGCCUCAUGCUCUAGCUUGCCAGCUAAACGAUUGUUCUUGUAUAUAAUUUUAGCCUUAUGGGAUUUGUACUUACCCGAGACACGCAAAAACUCUCACUCGUAGCAAGCGUUCCCACCAAGGCCGGAGUGUGGUGUAUCCUGACGCUCACUGUCUGGCCGCUUCCCUUAGUGGCAUAGGAACAAGGUGUCGCCUGCCGCAACGCUGCACAUUUCGAAGGAGCCGUUAGCACAGCGACAGUGAGCCGUGCCCGAAACUGACAUCGACCACUGAGCCGCUGCUGCUCCCCGCGGAUGAGAAGACCCGCUGUUGUGUGACCCAUUUACUCCAGGUCUUGGAAUAAUUCUCGCCUAACGCUUUUUUUAUUUUUUUACAUCUCAGUAGCGAAAAAAACAUUGAUCUUCCACUUCAUUUAUUAUUUCAUCAGCGCAACGGGAGAUGUAAUUAGAGGAACUUUUUUUUUUUUCAAACAGCUACACCUGUCUCCUUAACUCACGGCAGGCGCCUAAAGCCAUGUUUAGCGGAACAUUAAACUUUAGCUGAUAUUAUAUAUAUAUAUAUAUAUAUAUCUAUAUAUAUCUAUAUCUAUAUAUAGAUAGAUAUAUAUAUAUAUAUAUAUAUAUAUAUAUAUAUAUAUAUAUAUAUAUAUAUAUUACUCUCGGUCAGAAAUGUAUAGUUUCAGUGUUAAGUGGCAUGUUUCGACAUAAUAAGAUGUGGCUGCACAAACUACUCGCCUUCGCUAAACUGCAUCCUUACUUACAAGAAUGGCACCCAAGGCCCACAGCCCCGAGCCUUGGGUCGCCGCGGCAUUCCUCCAGACAAUGGCACGAGCAGGGCCAGGAAGGCGUAUCUUCAUUCACCAUUCCCCCGCCUCUGGCUGUGAAGCGCUGAGGCAGGCUUGUCAUUGUAUAUUCCAAGGGAGCGGUCAGGCAGCUUGCGUCUGAUAAUGCCUCAUUCCCGCGUGCCAGUUUCACCAGUUCGGAGCAGACGAGUCUGUUCGGGAUUGUCCAGCUUAUAUACUUAACGUUGCUAACAGCAAACUUUCCAUAAAGUUCGUGCAGGUUUGGCAACACAUUUAGUGUGGGAAAGUUUUUUUAUGAAGAAAGUUUUGAAUUUUUUAAACAGUUGGUGAUGUCUGAGAAGUAGGAUUAUGCUAAGGCCGUUACCCGAGCCGCCGCGGGUCCCACGCCGACCCUCCAGGCGAAGGAUCGGAAGCUUUAAUGAGUGUUGAUGUUUACUGUUGUCUGGCCGGUGCUUGCCUUCUUAUAGCUGCUGUUAUAGGUCCUAGGCUUCAAGCACUGCACGCCGCGGCCUUACCUGCCCAUACUCUGAACUGUUGAAUUUUAAUGGACUUCAUAAUAUUUUCGUUUCCCUGAUAAUACUUUCUCCAUUGUCCAGCCUGUUAGAUUACCAUAAUGCAAUUGUUGAAUUAUUGUGAAGAAAACGUCUUUUUUAUAAUAUAUUGUAAAUGUGUAAAUGCGUUUCAGUUGAAUGCUUAUAAAAAUAAAAUACCUCUGACACAUCUCCGAGGAGUGAGUGUGUCAGGGUGGAAUCAUC
Messenger RNA from Eriocheir sinensis (Chinese mitten crab), 3336 nucleotides. RefSeq lists its product as uncharacterized. The coding region runs from base 106 to 1665 and encodes 519 amino acids. Lineage: Eukaryota; Metazoa; Arthropoda; Malacostraca; Decapoda; Varunidae. The transcript is spliced from 9 exons. The record is from RefSeq and is a predicted model, not a curated record.